CCCAACGCGCCCCCGAUCCCCAUCAGCAUCACCAUCUGCGGCGAUGGCGGCUGCGGCAAGUCGUCCAUCACCCUGCGGCUUGUCCGCAGCGCCUGGACCUCAGACUACGACCCCACCAUCGAGGACAGCUACAGCGUGACGCGGCGCAUCGACGGCGCCACCUACCACCUCUCGCUCACCGACACCGCCGGCCAGGAGGAGUACCGCGGCAUGUGGGCCACCAGCAACCUCGGCGCCGACGCCUUCCUCAUGGUCUACGACAUCACCUCGUCCGCGUCGCUGGACGCCCUGGGCCACUUCAACGACCUGAUCGACAUGGAGAGCGAGACGCGCCUGGACAAUGCCCAGCGCGCGAGGCUGGCCGGCUAUCGAUACAGCGCCCCCUCCGAGUACGGCUCCAACGCCACCAAGACGGUCCCGCCCAUCAAGUUCAUCGCCGGCAACAAGUGUGAUUUGUCCGAGAGCCGGCAGGUCAGCGCCGCGACGGGGCUGGACUGGGCCCGGAAGAGGGGCUGCGGCUUCAUGGAGACGAGCGCCCGGGUCGAGGUCAACAUAGAGGAGACGUUUGCGCUGAUCGUCAGGAGGGUCGUCGAGGCGAGGCGCAUGGCCGAGAUGGGUGUGCUGCCGGGCGAGCAGGGCACUGCGCCCGUCGGGUUCGCCUCGGGCGGUGGUGCGAUGGGCCAGAGGGGCGCCACGAAGCCGCUGAGUCCACUGCCCGAUAUGCCCGACGGCAGCGAGAAGAAUGGCCUGGACAGGGGGCCGAACGGGCCUGGGCAAAAGAUGGGGAGGGGAGGAGGAGGGUUCUGGAGGAUGCUAAGAUGUUGGUGA
Cryphonectria parasitica EP155 is the source of this 828-nucleotide messenger RNA. RefSeq names its product ras-domain-containing protein. Gene Ontology annotation, cellular component: plasma membrane. The transcript has a single exon. The record is from RefSeq and is a predicted model, not a curated record. Gene Ontology annotation, biological process: signal transduction. The annotation marks the transcript as partial. Lineage: Eukaryota; Fungi; Ascomycota; Sordariomycetes; Diaporthales; Cryphonectriaceae. Gene Ontology annotation, molecular function: GDP binding; GTP binding; GTPase activity.